Menidia menidia (Atlantic silverside) is the source of this 3712-nucleotide messenger RNA. NCBI's taxonomy places the organism in Eukaryota, Metazoa, Chordata, Actinopteri, Atheriniformes, Atherinopsidae. The record is from the annotation of a GenBank genome assembly.
GCCUGUGGGUGAAACAGCUCCACCUGCCGACUGACCGCUGCUACUACAGGCCUCUGAAUUCGCUUCACAACAACACAAACGCCAUCUUUAGCAGAUCCUCAAAGUACCGAGGCAGAGUUGUGGAGCCAAAUUAGGUCAGGCGCCUGGAAAGCCCAGACACUUUAGGAAAUUUCUCUUCGAAAGCUUCCUAGCGGUGUUUGCCGUCCUCCCGUCCCACCGCACCGCCGUAUGGUCCAAUGUGUUUGAUCGGUCGGUCAGCUCGAACGCAGUUUUCUUGUGUCGGUCCCGGUUGACGUUGAGUGAACGCCUCAAAACAAACAGCAAACGGCGGCAGUGAAAGCCAGGAUGAAAAGAGGCCUUGAAGGGAAUGAGCAGGAGGAUGGAGGCGGCCCAAGCCGUGGUUGUCAGAAGACUCUUAAACGAUCCCACAAGCAGAGGAAGGUGGAAAACGAGGGAGCCCUAUGGGAAAAUCUGCCACCGGAGAUCCUGCUUCACAUUUUUCAGUACCUGCCUCUGCUGGACAGGGCAUACGCUUCUCAGGACCUCCUGCUGUUGUCGCUGCAGGUUUGCCGGGGAUGGAACGAGGUCUUCCAUAUGCCCGAGCUGUGGCGCUGCUUUGAGUUCGAGCUGAACCAGCCGGCAAGCUCCUACCUGAAAGCCACGCACCCGGACCUAAUCAAACAGAUUAUAAAAAGGCACUCCAACCACCUACAAUACGUCAGCUUCAAGGUGGACAGCAGCAGGGAGUCUGCAGAGGCAGCGUGCGACAUCCUCUCUCAGCUUGUGAAUUGUUCUUUGAAAACUCUGGGUCUCAUCUCCACAGCCAAGCCCAGCUUCAUGGAGAUGCCCAAGUCUCACUUCAUCUCAGCCCUGACGGUGGUUUUUGUCAACUCCAAAUCUUUGUCCUCCCUGAAAAUUGAUGACACGCCUGUUGACGACCCUUCUCUCAAAGUCCUGGUGGCAAACAACAGCGACACGCUCAAACUGCUGAAAAUGAGCAGCUGCCCUCAUGUUUCGCCCGCAGGCAUCAUGUGUGUGGCUGAUCAGUGCCACGGCCUGAGAGAGCUGGCACUCAACUACCAUUUGCUGAGCGACGAGCUCCUCCUGGCGCUCUCCUCCGAGAAGCACGUUCACCUCGAGCACCUCCGCAUCGACGUGGUCAGCGACAACCCGGGCCAGCAGUUCCACACCAUCAAGAAGAGCAGCUGGGACGCCAUGGUACGCCACUCUCCCAAAUUCAACCUGGUCAUGUACUUCUUCCUCUACGAGGAGGAGUUCGGCCCCUUCUUCCGCGACGAGAUCCCCGUCACGCACCUGUACUUCGGCCGCUCCGUCAGCAAGGAGGUGCUGGGCCGCGUGGGGCUCACCUGCCCGCGCCUGGUGGAGCUGGUGGUGUGCGCCAACGGCCUGCGCCCGCUGGACGAGGAGCUGAUCCGCAUCGCCCAGCGCUGCACGCAGCUGUCGGCCAUCGGCCUGGGCGAGUGCGAGGUGUCCUGCAGCGCCUUCGUGGAGUUCGUCAGGAUGUGCGGCGACCGGCUGGCGCAGCUCUCCAUCAUGGAGGAGGUGCUGGUUCCAGAUCACCGCUAUCAGCUGGACGACAUCCACUGGGAGGUGUCCAAGCACUUGGGCCGCGUCUGGUUCCCAGACAUGAUGCCCACCUGGUAGAAACCUACGGGCUCGCAUAGGCGCGCGCGAGGCAGGCCCGUUUUACAGACACACCACAGAGCACCUGAAAAAAGGAGGAAACGUCAUGCGUUUGAGUUGUGUCCCUUUUUUUAGAUCAUGUAGUAUUCGUUUUAACUCCACAUUUCUGUUCGAGUUUCAUUCUAGAAUACAUUCAUGACGCAUCUAUGAAACUAAUCAUCUGGUGUUUUUAUGUACCACUUCUGUGCUUUUGAUGAGCGCGCAGAUCAACAUAUUUAGUACAUAUAUGGAUAGAGUAAACAUUAUGCCUUAUCAUAACUUUUCUUAGUUACACGCUUUUUGAUUUAAAAACAAUAAAACCUUACAGAAAUAACUCAUGGGAAAACUGCCUUCAUGGCACUUUUUUCUGGUUUAUGUUAGUUUACAGCUAAUGUAGGAAAUGUGUCGGACGGAGAUGAUCACCAUAAUAAGCUAAUGUUUGUCGACGUUUGAAAUUUCAACUUGCGUGAACGUUUUUGUCUAAUUUUUUUCAUACUAUUUGAAGGGACUGCCUCUUUUGUCUGAAUGGCGACCAGAAGAUUUCGGUCAGGGAGGCAGGCAGGGGCACACAGACUCUUUGUUUAAUCUCAGCUUGGUCUCUGUGUGUCAGCGGCUCCUGCAGCCCCUCAGUGUAGCACUUAUUUAUGUUUUUGAAUGUCUGUCCGAGUCCCUGUGGCUCACAUCGAAAAGAAAACAUGUCUCCUUCUCUGUCUUUGGUUUGAUGUAAACUAAGCUGUUGUCAGUUCCUAAGAGUAGCCAUUUCAUAAGGGCAAUAUUAUCUAAAGAAUUUGCUAUUUUGAUAAUCUAACUCUACAAACGCUGUGUAAAUAUCAUAUACAUCAUAUAUACCAGAUAUAUUUGAAGAUAUUUUGGGUUGCAAUUGGCAGUAGCUCUAUGUCUGAAUUUCCUUGGCAGAGUUUAUAUUUAAAAAGAAAUGGGAAGGAUAUAUUCCAUUUAAUAUAUUGUUUAUGCAUGUAAUGGAUGCUUUGGAUGCACUUUUUCCUCUAAUGAAGAUUGCUGAAGCAAUAUGAGCUUCAGUGCCAUUAGGACAUGAAAUGAAUUGUUUUUCCUGCCAAAGAUGAUGGUUUUGAGCAUUGGCCUGACACUCUUUUGGAAGCUAAUCAACCUGAUAAGUACUAUUUUCAACUUUAAUGCUCUAGAUUUAUAUACUCAGAGGUAGAAUAGUUUAAUUUUUUAAAAAAUCUUUCUGACAGUGCAGUGCGACUCUUAUGUUUUCUAAAAGAAAUAUUGAUGUAAACAGAUUCUGUGUUAGGGCUGAGCCUUUGAAUUGUUGAAAUUAAUAGUUUUUCCAGCCAAGGGAUGCUUCUAAAAAAUAUUGAGGCAUACAGAUUUUGUGAUUGGGCUGAGCCUUUAUAAGAACAAAUGUAUACAAUUUAGGGUUCUUAAAAAAACUGAAACUGAAACUGAACGUUUUCCUGAAUGCACAGGCAUGAGAUAUAUCUGUCUUAGUAUCGAUCCGUUACAGUGUAGUGAAACAGUAAUUAAGGGGUGGAAUUAGCAAGGAUGUUGUUGCUGGUGGGCUUGUUGAAAGAUGAAAGCUUUUGCGCUGUGGGGUUGUGCAAUGAAACUUUUAAAUCAUCUCAUUCUCUUUGAAAGCAGAUAUCUGGUUAACACUGUUGGUGUUUUUCCCUUUUCAGUAGUCACAUUAAUAUCCCGCUACAACAUAAAAGAGCUAGCGAGUCUUAAUUAGGAUGUUUUACCUGUCAGAGGACAUCGAUCACCGUCACAUGGUUAAUUUUACUUUGCAUUUACAAAAAUCGGCAGGUGUGCUAUUAUUUUCUACUUGUAUUAAGUGCUAAACGGUGCAUGAAGAUGAUUAUUAUAAUCUUAGAGGACAGGCUUACUGACAGCAGCGUAGUCCUCAGAGAGAUUACAGUACGCUUGGUGUCUUUAUUUCAGCUGAAUGAUGACACUUUGUACAGAAAAGACUCGUAGAAGGUAGCUUGUAUUUUUCCCAAAGAUCUGUAUUAUUUCAGUUCAGUGUAUAUCCGCAUUAAAAAGAAUGAAA